Lolium perenne is the source of this 2387-nucleotide messenger RNA. RefSeq lists its product as uncharacterized. Lineage: Eukaryota; Viridiplantae; Streptophyta; Magnoliopsida; Poales; Poaceae. The record is from RefSeq and is a predicted model, not a curated record. Gene Ontology annotation, molecular function: protein binding.
UUGAUCUUGAGCUCGUGAGUGAGAUUGAGAGGCAACAAGCCCUACAUCCCCGACGAGCUAAAUGACCCCACCGUGUAUCCUGAGGUACUCGCCGCCUUUGAGGACGCCCAAGCCAAAUACAUGGCGAAAUUAUUAUGUCGUAGGACAGCUCUCUUCACUUCUCAAUAUAGGCGCGUGGACGCACCUUCGUGCCUGUUUCAUCAUGAGCACCUUCAUCCCAUCCUUGAAGCUGCAAAAAGGGCGGUGCUUCAGGCCGCUAAAUCCGUCAUCAGGCUCUCAUCCUAUCUCGAGGGGGAGCCGCUGACAAACUGCUGUGGUUUGUGGAUUGACUGGGACAGGGAGAGCAAAACAGGCACCAUUUUGACGACUGCACAUCUCAUUCGCUCAAAGCAUCCCAUGGAAGACAACUGGAUAAGUAGAGAUGAGUACGAUAUUAAAGCCAAUGUUACUGUUCACUUGCGCGACGGCACCACCGCAGAAGGCCACUACCUCUACCACCAGGAGCAUUAUGAUCUUGCAAUUUUCAAGGUUAAUUAGAGUAGAUGAGCCGGUCCAGCUCCCCUCUUUUAAUAGCAGCGUGCAUUGUGGUCAAGACGUUUUCCGACUUGGAAGAGAUCAAAGUAUGGAUUUGAGGAUAACACAUGGUAGAGUGGAAUAUUGGAAUCCAGCAAGUAUUGAAAGAUAUCACUACAUGUACUUUCUCCAUGAACAUGAUGACUAUCUGUGUGAUGGCGAUGGAGGGGCCGUCAUUGAUUUGGAUGGGAAGGUUGUGGGAUUGAUUAACAAUCACCUUAGCGCUUCUUUUGUACCAUCUUCUAUUUUGGACAACUGCAUUGAUUUGUGGAGGAAGUUUGGGUGCAUCCCUCGGCUCCAUCUUGGAAUGAAGUUUGAUUCCAUCAGGCUUCUAGACCCUAUUAAUGUUGAGAGGAUGUGGCGCAUGCAUAACAUUGAGGAAGGCCUUAUUGUUGAAAAGGUGUCAAAAGAAUCACAUGCCGAGAAACUUGGAAUCUUCUUUGGUGAUAUUAUUGAAUGUUUUAAUGGAGAACACAUUUAUACUACCAUUGAGUUGGAAAACAUGUUGCUGGGCAGAUGCAAGGACCAUUUUGAUCAAGGAAAGAAAUUGAAUGCCAAAAUAGAUGUUUCAAUUCAAGUAUUCCACACGGAUGAACGUGUUAGAAGAACUAUAAAUUUGAAUGUAGAAGUAUCAGAUCAUGGAGAGGUCAUUAGAGAAAGUAAACAUCAUAGUGUAGUAGAUUUUGUUGUGAAUCUUAAGUUAUCACAUUUCCCUCUGCUGUAGAUUCAGUGUGGGUUAACUCAAACUUGAAGAUCAUUUUUAUUAUACACAAUAGAGUUGUAGAUAGUAUUCCUGGAAGGUCGUACCUGCGAAUCGAGGGGCCAAUGUGAAAUCUUAAAUUACGCAUUAGAGAGAGGAAAAUGUAAUUCAGAAAAACACAUUAUCACUAGCUAACUAUCGUGCUUUGCUAUUGUCCAUACACAAUCAUAUUAAGAAAUUGCUCACUAUGUUGGCUUGCUCAUCUGAGUUCUACUGGACCUUGUCAGGUCUCCACUUUCGAGCCCUCAGUCGGCAGCUGCCCCUAGCCCCCUAGUUCUUACUUCUUCUUUGUGACUGUGUCAUACUUUAUUUUGCUAGAGAUAUUUUAGGGGCUGGCAUUUACAUUUGUUCUUUUCUUUUCUAGACUUUUCAAUUAGCAAGGUUGGCAACAUAGGUAUGGGACAUGGAUUACCACCACCAAUAUAAGCAAAGAUGAAAAUAAUCAUAACAAAAUUUUCCGAACAAUCAAAUCUUCUUAAAACAAAUAUAUAUCAACUUUUAGUUAUUGCUUUAUCAUUUAGCACAAACAUGUCAUGUUUUUCUGCAUUCCUUUAUAUAAUCAGGUUAUGAUCAGUAUCUUUUGUGUCAUCUUACGACAGGAGUAGGAGAUCAACCUUUUUAGUGUACAAAGACUUCUCUGUUACAGAUGCAACUCACUUGGAAUAUCCAACAUAAUUUUAAGUGCAGUUCGGUGUCAAUGAGCGAGGGAGGCACUGAGUGGGUGAGGGAGGGAAGAUUUGUAGGGGGGAAGUAAUCCUUGUUUAUAAACAAUUAAGUCCUCAAUUACUUCUAACCGUACUUAACAAAUACAUUGAGGUCCCAAUACAGGUGUGCAUCCAUUAGAUGUUCAGAAUAUUGAUUGAGUAACAUAAUAUUAUUAUUACAAUGGCGCAUGGACAUGUUUGUAAUUUAUGAUUAAUCCCCGGGAAAUGGCUGGUGUGCAACCAGCAUGGUUGAGGACAACGUUCUAAAACAUUUUUGGCGGAGAGAUAAUGUUUGUGCUUAUAGCUUCUCCUGCCUUGGUACUCUGUGCAUCAGCUUAGAGGUGCUUGAC